GGGUCUGGAUUAAUGGGAUUUGGGCCAGAAUUAAUGGGAUUUGAGCCAGAAUUAAUGGGAUUUGGGUCUGAAUUAAUGGGAUUUGGGUUGGGGUUAGUGGGAUUUGGGCCAGAAUUAAUGGGAUUUGGGUUGGGGUUAAUGGGAUUUGGGUCUGAAUUAAUGGGAUUUGGGUUGGGGUUAAUGGGAUUUGGGUCUGAAUUAAUGGGAUUUGGUCAGAAUUAAUGGGAUUUUAUCACAGAAUUAAGGGAUUUUAUCUGAAAAUUAAUGGGAUUUGGGUCAGAAUUAAUGGGAUUUCAGCCAGAAUUAAUGGGAUUUUGGUUGGAAUUAGUGGGAUUUGGGUCAGAAUUAAUGGGAUUUCAGCCAGAAUUAAUGGGAUUUUGGUUGGAAUUAGUGGGAUUUGGGUCAGAACCCUGGACGCGGGCUCCCCAAUUCCUGACCCCAACCCUUCUCCCCCCCUCCCCAGCCCUUCCCCUCCCCCUCCGCCAUGCCCCGGCCCUGCUCCCCCCCUCCUUCCUCCUCCUCCUCCUCCUCCUGGCUGCAGGUGGAGUUCCCGCAGGCGCCGCCGGCGCUGCUGCGGAACCUGAACCGGCAGCGCCUGCGGGGGCAGCUCUGCGACCUCUCGGUGCGGGUGCGGGGCCGCGAGUUCCGCGCGCACCGGGCGGUGCUGGCCGCGGCCUCGCCCUUCUUCCGCGAGCAGCUGCUGCUCCGGGAGCGCGACUGCAUCGAGCUGCCCGCGGCCGUGCCGCCCGCCGCCUUCGCCCAGGCGCUGCGCUGCGCCUACACCGGGCGCCUCUCGCUGGCCCGCGGCGAGCUGCUGGGGCUGCUGACGGCGGGCAGCGUGCUGCAGAUGUGGCACAUCGUGGGCAAGUGCGCCGAGCUGCUGCGGGGCUGCGUCUGCGUCAUCGUCAUCUUCAUCAGCGUCAUCUUCAUCAGCGUCAUCUUCAUCAGCAUCAUCAUCGCGGUGCUGGCGGCCCCGGUCCCCGGCGGGGAUUCCCUGCCAGGAGGAGGAGGAGGAGGAGGAGGAGGAGGAGGAGGAGGAGGAGGAGGAGGAGGAGGAGGAGGAGGAGGGUGGGCGGUGCGAGGAAGGCCCGCGGGCGCUGCCGCCGGGCCAGCGGCGCUGGGUGCAGCAGGAGCUGGGGCUCAGCUGCGAGGAGGAGGAGGAGGAGGAAGAGCUGGGAGGGGGAGAGCCCGGGAUUCCCGGCGGGAAUGGGGAGGUGGGAGACGGCCGGGAGAGUUCGGGGGUGGGAGCCGGGGAGAAUUCGGGAAUGGGAGCUGGGAAUGGCCGGGGAAAUUCGGGAAUGGGAUCCCUGGAAAAUUCAGGAAUGGGAUCUGGGAAUGGCCGGGGAAAUUCAGGAAUGGGAGCUGGGAAUGGCCGGGGAAAUCCGGGAAUGGGAUCCCUGGAAAAUUCGGGAAUGGGAGCCGGGAAUGGCCAGGGAAAUUUGGGAAUGGGAGCCGGGAGGAACCGGGAAAAUUCGGGGAUGGGAUCCCGGGAAAAUUCGGGAAUGGGAUCUAAGAGGAAGCGGGAAAAUUCGGGAAUGGGAGCUGGGAGGAACCGGGAAAAUUCGGGAAUGGGAGCUGGGAGGAACCGGGAAAAUUCGGGAAUGGGAGCCAGGAAUGGCCGGGGAAAUACAGGAAUGGGAGCCGGGAGGAAGAGGGAAAAUUCGGGAAUGGGAUCCCGGGAAAAUUCGGGAAUGGGAUCUGAAAAGAAGCAGGAAAAUUCGGGAAUGGGAGCUGGGAGGAACUGGGAAAAUUCGGAAAUGGGAUCCCUGGAAAAUUUGGGAAUGGGAGCUG
Messenger RNA from Passer domesticus (house sparrow), 1791 nucleotides. RefSeq lists its product as uncharacterized. Gene Ontology annotation, molecular function: DNA-binding transcription factor activity, RNA polymerase II-specific; RNA polymerase II cis-regulatory region sequence-specific DNA binding; protein binding. The record is from RefSeq and is a predicted model, not a curated record. Gene Ontology annotation, biological process: regulation of transcription by RNA polymerase II. The transcript has a single exon. Lineage: Eukaryota; Metazoa; Chordata; Aves; Passeriformes; Passeridae. The coding region runs from base 485 to 1513 and encodes 342 amino acids.